AGCGGAGACAACAUGGCAGACGACGGGCUUUUGGUCAACUUUGACAUCCCGACAGACGCCUUCACAAUCAACCACACCACUUUCAAAGGUGGUCACUGGAAAGAUAGACUAACGGCGAAGAAGGCCGCGGCGUAUGGACGGCAAAAAGCUGCUGGAAUCGUCAACUUCCAAGCAUCAGAUCGUGGAGAAAGCGACUUGCGGCCAGCAAAGCGACAAAAGCAAUCCGAAGGAAACCACGUAGCUUCAAAUUCGCUCAAGAGAGAGGUCAUCUCAUCACUCUUUACAUACAAUCCUGUCUCUUCAACCAAGCCUGUCGAAAAGCCUUCAAACGGAGAAGAAGUACCGAUAGAGCCAUCAAAUGCUCCGGAGGCGGACGUCUUGUCCUCUUUCACGGGCCUGGGUCUUUCCACUACGCUCGCUAGCCAUCUUCAGAGAAAGCUCAAUAUCAAGGCGCCCACUGCCAUCCAACGUAAGGCGAUACAGCAACUAUGCGCAGACGACACGGAUGCUUUCUUACAGGCCGAGACCGGCUCCGGAAAGACCUUGGCGUACCUUUUGCCCAUUGUAAACCGCAUCAUGCAAAUCUCGAAGCAGAUGAAAGCAGCCGGCCAGAAUUUCACCCGAGAGAGUGGCUUAUUUGCAAUCAUCCUGGCGCCGACUCGAGAGCUCAGCAAGCAAAUCAGCACAGUUCUAGAGAGCCUGCUGUCAUGCUGCCCAUGGGUCAUUACUAGCACGGUCAUUGGUGGUGAGAAGAAGAAGUCCGAGAAGGCUCGGUUACGAAAAGGUCUCAAUAUCCUCGUUGCCACUCCCGGCAGGCUUGCGGACCACGUCAACAGCACUGACGUGCUGGAUUUGGGCAAGGUGCGCUGGCUUGUUCUCGACGAGGGUGACCGGUUAAUGGAGCUAGGCUUCGAGAAAGACCUUCAAAGGAUCAUUGGCGCUCUCAAUAUGCGAGCUCGCAAAGCCCUCGAGCCACCAAUUGCGGGCUUGCCCGAAAAGCGAACCACAGUGCUCUGCUCGGCCACGCUGAAGGCGGACGUUGAGCAGCUGCAAUCAAUUGCACUCAAGCAGCCAGUGUCGAUUGCAGUGGGUGCUGAUGAAGCUGCCGGCAAUACCGAUGUAGCAUCACAAGUCCAGGCGUUCUCUGCGCCAGCCCAGCUCAGACAGGGCUAUGCUAUCGUGCCCGCAAAGCAGCGCCUUGUCACUCUAGUCGCCCUACUCAAGCAAACGUUCAAGCGGAAAGGAUCUGUCAUGAAAAGCAUUGUUUUCAUCGAUGCAGCUGACAGUGUGGACUUCCACUUCGAGGUUCUGACUCGCGGCGCCUCGCAGCCGACUCUAAGCGAGAACGUGGCGAACCCAGCAGUGAAUACUAAAGGAUCAGAAUUUCGAAACACGAAACCGAGUAUACCUCAGGGCCAGACCAUCGCUGAAAGUCACACGGAGGGUCGAGGCACCUUCUCUGGCAAAGACAAUGAAGUUAGAGUAUUCCGUCUACACGGCUCGCUUCACCAAGCGACCAGGACCAGCACGCUCAAAGCAUUCAGCGACUGCGCUCAGCCUGCAGUGUUGAUGGCUACGGAUGUCUUCUCCCGAGGCCUUGAUGUGCCCAAUAUCGACUUGGUAAUUGAGUACGAUCCGCCCGCCAGCAAAGAUGACCAUCUCCACCGAAUCGGCCGUACAGCACGUGCCGGCAAGGAUGGUAGGGCCAUGGUGUUCUUGACGCCAGGCUGCGAGGAAGGGUACAUCAACAUUCUCAAGGAAGGCCGACCGAGGACACUGACUCGGCAUGAAGCGGACGAGCUGCUGAAGAAGGGCUUCUCGCCGGCUACUGGCAUUGUCUCGGCCAAAAGCUGGGCAGAGGCAGCAACCGAGUGGCAGCUGGACGUUGAACGGUGGGCGCUUGAGCAUCCUAAACACCUCGAGCAAGCUCGCCGAGCGUACCAAAGCCAUGUAAGAGCGUACGCUACGCAUGUGUCUGCGGAGCGAGGUAUCUUCGACAUGCAACAGCUUCACCUCGGUCACCUCGCCAAGGCGUUCGCGCUGCGGGACAAGCCAGCAAAUAUAGGUGUGCCUGGACAAAGGCCGGGCAAAUCGACCACUAAGGCGCGACCGAGGGCUGCAAGUGCUACUGUCAAGCGUUCAAGGACAGAUGAUGACGCGGAUACCGGUGCAGCUGUGGACGAGGCGGACGCCAAGCGUAAGAUGCGGGAGAAGAUGAGAGCGAUGGGCGGAGUCUCAGAGUUCAACCUUGGAUAAGCGUUGACUCUCAGUAAAUAUCCCAGAGCGACACUUUGCCAUCUUUGCUUCCGGCCGCGAGCCAGUGCGUGUCUUUCGCUCUCUGUACUCUGUGCUCUGAUACAGUAAGUCCUCGCUUGGUAACCGGGUCGUCGUCGGCGGCCGGUUCGUUGGAGUAGUCGUGAACAGUUGCAAAAGCCAGUCCGUAGCAUCCCUCCUUGUGCCAUUUCAACACCGCGAGCUCCUUCAUUGUCUUGGUCGAGUAGACGCGCACGCGGCCAUCCCAGCCAGCCGUGGCGAAGAUUCUUUCAUCCGAACGAACGGAUAUAGAUUGCUGGCCGGAAUGCUUGGUUUGAAUAGUUUGCGUCUGUCCAGUGCCUGAUGCGAACGAGUGGCGAGCAAUGAUGGCAUCUGCCGAGGAAGUGAAGAAGCACCCGAGGUCGGGUGCAACCGCUUGUGAGAGGACGGGCUGAGUGUGUGCUUUGUGACCGUACA
Baudoinia panamericana UAMH 10762 is the source of this 2730-nucleotide messenger RNA. RefSeq lists its product as uncharacterized. The coding region runs from base 13 to 2256 and encodes 747 amino acids. The transcript has a single exon. Gene Ontology annotation, molecular function: ATP binding; nucleic acid binding; RNA helicase activity. Gene Ontology annotation, biological process: ribosome biogenesis. The record is from RefSeq and is a predicted model, not a curated record. NCBI's taxonomy places the organism in Eukaryota, Fungi, Ascomycota, Dothideomycetes, Mycosphaerellales, Teratosphaeriaceae. Gene Ontology annotation, cellular component: nucleus.